Messenger RNA from Cylicocyclus nassatus, 501 nucleotides. Lineage: Eukaryota; Metazoa; Nematoda; Chromadorea; Rhabditida; Strongylidae. The record is from the annotation of a GenBank genome assembly.
AUGCUGCAAAUCAUGGAGCUGCGGAAAGAAGUAAAGAAGAAGCAAGGAUCGAGCGAGGAUUACGUGAUGAAUGCAUUCGCUACUCGUCUACCAAAAUUCAAUCAGGACCCGAACUCAAGCUCGGACACGGACACGAUCCACCUUCAAAUGAAGCAAAUCAUGGAACUGUGGAAGUCUUGUCGAGAACCCAAGGUUGAACUGACGAAGCAAGGAUCCAACGAAGAGUACAAAGACUACUUGGAACUGCAGAAUCACAUACAGAUGAUCGACAAAGCCAAGGUACCUCAGGUCAGCGUGAAUCAGAUGAAUGAGAACCCGCAAGUUAAUGCGAUGCAGCAAGACGAGAAGCGGAAGCCAUUCAUCGGUCACAAGCCCAGAACACAUCUUUGACAGGACAGGAUACGUGAUGCACUGAUGCAAAGAGGAAGAGGAAAGCGUCAUUGCAAAUGUGGUGUUAAUGAAGACAUUGCCCUAGAUCUCAAAGUUGUGAACUUUGUGUAG